Molecule: messenger RNA, 824 nt
Organism: Papaver somniferum (opium poppy)
Lineage: Eukaryota; Viridiplantae; Streptophyta; Magnoliopsida; Ranunculales; Papaveraceae
Exons: 2
Coding region: 55-702 (215 amino acids)
Source: RefSeq, a predicted model, not a curated record
CAAACGAGUCAUUUCAAGUUCAACAAGAACCGAGUGAAUUGGAACCGAUUCCUGAUGGCGGAAGAAGAGGGUGAAGCAGCAGUGAGAUUGACAGUACUUAAUGGAGAAGAGUUAAAAGAUAUGAGAUUUCUAGGAAAGGUAAUUGGAUCCGCUGUUCUUCCUCUUUGUCAGAUUCAGUUCACAGAUGAGGUUUUCACAUUGCAGGUUUGGAGACCAUCUGGUAGAGCUAAAGGUUUGCUGAAAGUAGCAUGUAGGAUCGAAUACAAUGAUGGUCUGAAUCUAGGGUUUUAUUCAAAUUCUUCUAGUGAGAGUGCUGGUGUUGAAGUAAAUUCAAGUCAACGAGAGUCAACCCAGGGUUUCAGUUACAGUGAUCAUGGUUAUUGUACAUCUAGUUCUGGUAGUAAUGUAAUCCCAUCUGCACCACCAAUGCCAGAUGAUUAUUCAUCUAGUAGUAGUGGUAGUAGCAGUGUUUCGGUAUUGAUGCCAAGUCCUGAUAGUUGGCCACCAAUGCCUGAUAAUGACGAUCCAUUGAUUGUCAAGAAUGAUGAUCCGGACAUUGACAAAAAUGAGCAAUUGAUACCAAGUGAUGUUGCUGUUGAUUCAUCGAUCAAAUCGAAUGUAAUGGCGGGUGUUUUGGUUGGAGUUCUUGGGGGAGCUGUUGCUGUUGCUACUCUUUUGAUUAGGGCUAAAGCUAAUACUUGAGAGGAGAGGAGAGGAGAAACAGUUUAUAAUUAGUGUGUACUGUUCAGAUUGUAGUUAGUUUUGAAUGAUGGAAACAAUAUGAGAAAUUCUUAUGGUAAUAGACAACUCUGGUUCAAUAGUCU